UGCACGCGACGCAAAACGCCGGAACCUACAAAUACAACCGGAAAAACGCAAAACUAGUUCCUCAAUUUUGACUCUAGAAGAAUACAACAAGAUUCUAAAGAUUUAUAACGAAGACACGCCAGAUGGUUUACAGAAAAUGUUUUUUUAUGUGGCUGGAUUAGAAUUAGCUUGGAGGGGAUGUGAAGGUGUUAACGUUACUAUCAAACAUUUUAAGGAAGAAAGUGAUAAUUGUGGUUUGCCUACGGGGCGAAUAGAAUACAAUUGUAUUUUUUCCAAAACAGCUCAAGGAGGUAGCCAUAAAUUAACAGACAGCAAAUGGCUUGCAACAAACACCACAGAUCCUAGAAUUUGCCCUGUUAGGCUCUACAAAAAAAUGCUGAGCAAGAGAGGUAAACAUAUAACCACCGAUCGUUUAUUUUUAACGCCAAAUCCUGCAUGGAGAGAACCUAGUUCUGUAGGAUGGUUCAAAAAUUCACCCGUUGGAAGGAAUGAAAUGGGGAAAUGGACAAGAACCGCCGCAGAAGAAAUAGGCAUCGACAUAAAGAAAAAGAAGAUUAGUAAUCAUUCAUUACGGUCAACUGCAGUGUCGCAACUUGCAAAAGCGGGAGUCGGUGAAGAACAGCUUAUAAAGAUUACCGGUCAUGCCAAUACUUUCUCCAUCAAACCAUACCUUCAGCUCGAUGGAGAUCAUCAUUAUCAAAUGAUUGACAAAUUACGCGCCAACUCAACGGCUAUGGAAGAGUCUAAUAACAAAUCCACAAAUUGCGCACCGUCUGCUUUGGUACAAAUGUCUAAAAAUAUAGUUACUACUUCACCAAGCACACAAACCCCUGUAAAUUACUACAACUGUACCAUAAUUAAUUACAAUUCUUAGUUUCAUAAUUAAAUAUUUGGUUAGUAA
Zophobas morio is the source of this 901-nucleotide messenger RNA. RefSeq lists its product as uncharacterized. NCBI's taxonomy places the organism in Eukaryota, Metazoa, Arthropoda, Insecta, Coleoptera, Tenebrionidae. Gene Ontology annotation, molecular function: DNA binding. The record is from RefSeq and is a predicted model, not a curated record. Gene Ontology annotation, biological process: DNA recombination; DNA integration. The coding region runs from base 137 to 874 and encodes 245 amino acids. The transcript is spliced from 2 exons.